Molecule: messenger RNA, 3179 nt
Organism: Bombina bombina (fire-bellied toad)
Lineage: Eukaryota; Metazoa; Chordata; Amphibia; Anura; Bombinatoridae
Product: coagulation factor VII-like
Biological process (GO): proteolysis
Cellular component (GO): extracellular region
Molecular function (GO): serine-type endopeptidase activity; calcium ion binding
Source: RefSeq, a predicted model, not a curated record
ACAGAAUACAAAAAACACCCCUUCCUUUUACAGAAACAUCCCUCCAGGUAAUGCCGCCACACUCCCAAUAAAGUGGGCUCAAUUUCGGGAGGUGGCACCAGAGGCAGAAGUGGAGGGAUUCUUGAAACAUCAUGAUGACAAGUGGCUUCUUGUUUGUGACAUUGGUACUACUAUCAAUCUCAUCCUGUAACUCAGUGUUUAUAGGACGGGAAAUGGCUCACCAUGUGCUGAAAAAGCGAGCCAACCAUUUUAUAGAAGAAAUAAUGCCUGGCAACCUGGAGCGUGAGUGUUACGAGGAGACGUGUUCAAAAGAGGAAGCCAGAGAAAUCUUCAAAUCCCAAGAGAAAACAACAGAGUUUUGGUAUCACUAUAAAGAUCUAAGCCCAUGUAAAGAGAAUCCAUGCAAGAAUGGUGGAAUCUGUCAGCAAUAUCAUUACUCCUACACAUGUCUAUGCCCACCACGCUACCAUGGGAGGCACUGUGAAAAUGCCCGCCAUGAGUGCUGGUAUAACAAUGGAGGAUGCUGGCAGUAUUGUACAGACACAGCUCGGUCAAUGAGUGUGAUUUGCUCCUGUGCACAAGGAUACACCCUGCAGGAAGAUGGCAAAAGUUGUGCCAAGACAGGUCUCUUUCCAUGUGGCUUGACGAUCAGUUCACCACAUUCCAAACGGGCAGCUGGUAUGGAUUUCUCUCGCCAUGUUGUCACUAGGAGAUCUUUUUCUAACGAAGCUGAACUAACCACUCCUAAGACAAAAAUAAACGAGACAGCAGACAUAAACUACUGGAAUGAGACAUCCUGGAAAUUGACCAGUAACAAAACAUCUGAAAAUAACUAUAGCACUGAAAUUAACUGGAUAGGCAAUCAAACUAAAACUUCACCAAUAGAUGGAUGGAAUGAAACAAGGACAAUGAGAAAACUGGUCAAAAACAAAACUGAGUCUUCAAAUCUAAAUGAGACAAAAAGGUAUUAUAACGGGAACAGCACUGCUCAAUCAUUUUUAAAUGAGACAACUUUGGCUAAUAUUAAGAACAACACUGGUGAUGGAGAUGGCAGAAAUGAGACCACAAAUCCCCUUGAGGCAUCUAAACAUGAUGAUGAGGAUUUGAAAGAUUGGCCAGAUGACAAUUCUGAACUCUCUGAUGAAUAUGAUCAACGGAUUGUGGGGGGGACACGUUGUGAGCUUGGACAUUGCCCUUGGCAGGUACUGAUCCGCACUUCUCGUGGGCAGGAUUUCUGCAGUGGGAGCUUGAUUAGCAGCAGAUGGGUACUGUCUGCUGCACACUGCUUUGAGGGGCUUGAUCCACAUCAUGUUACUGUUGGGGAUUAUGACAAAUAUCGCAGGGAUCAAGAUGAGCAGAAGAUUGCUGUACUGCAAGUUUUCUCUCACCCAUACUAUCAGGGGUUGUACUAUGACCAUGACCUUGCCCUGCUAUUCUUGCGUAGCCCAGUUAUCUUCAGUAAAUCUGCUCGUCCUAUCUGCCUGCCCAGUCCAGUGCUUGGGCGUUUGCUAACUCAGGAAGGUGAAAUAGGACAAGUUAGUGGUUGGGGGUCAAUCAAAUUCUCCGGCUCCUUUAGUCGCUUUUUGCUAAGAGUACAACUACCUAUUGUAAGCCAGGAGACUUGUAUGGCUUCCACAGAUCAGGUGCUUACAGGAAACAUGUUCUGUGCUGGAUAUAGUGGGGAGGCCAAAGAUUCCUGUAAAGGAGAUAGCGGGGGGCCCUUUGCUGUUUCCUACCGUAACACCUGGUAUUUGGUGGGAGUGGUGAGCUGGGGUGAAGGCUGUGCUGCAGAGGGGAAGUAUGGGGCAUACACAAGAGUUAGUAAUUAUAUCCAAUGGAUAAAGGAGACAAUACUAGAGAAAGAAGGAGUAGAAGAGCCACUUGUAGCAACAUUAUGAAAUCAAGAGACGUUUUCUGUUCUUGUAUUUACAAUUCAGUCAUACUGUUGCUAUGUACAUCUGCAAUCCAAAGAAUUACAAAAAUGCUAUGCAAAUUGGAGGUAAAGAAUCUUUUUAACAAAACGUGUGUUUAUUGCUGUACUGUAUCACUUUUGAGGCUCAUUACAGACAUAGCAGAGUUAGGCAGUGUGCUCUUCCAGUUCUCAGGAUUUGAAUACACAAAAUGUUAAGAGUUAAAUUACAGGAAAAUAGGUCAAAAUAAACAAUGAAAGUAUACUGCACAGUUUUUUUUUUGUUACAGUGUAUAUUUAAACAUGUUAAAUUAUGAUCUAGAAGUGUCCCUUUAUUUAAACAGCUUUUAUAUGUUUAAUUGCUGUUCAUAUGCAUUACAAAAUGUAUUGUAUACAAUGUACCUUUAUAGAUAGACACAUAAAAUUACAUAUUGUUUUAAUUCAUAUAUUACUUAUAUGUACUAAAUUACAAUAACAUUGGUAAAUCAAUACAUGUGUGCAAUAAAGAGAUUACUUUUUCUGCCAAUACACAAAAAUCUAAAGACCAAAAAUGUUAGCCUAUAGACCAAAUGACCUACAGCCAAAUAUAAUUCAUCCAAAUGUAACAAAUAGUGAAGCUCUGGCUAAUGCGCAUCUCGAUUUCAAUAUAUUCUCAAUGUAACGUUGGUUUGUCUUUCUCUUUCAAUGCAGAGAAAAAGUUUGAUAGAGAUGCCUGGAAUUAUCUAGAGGUAGUAUAAGACACCUUUGGGGAAAGAUUUAUGACAAGACAAAUGCCUCGAUCGGUUGCAGCCGCGCUCUUUUGAGCCUCAAACUGAACUGCUGCUUCAUAAACUCUCAGCACCAAACUGGAGUUGGUGGAUGAAAAUCCCCCCAGAUUAAUUCGGCCGGGAUGAUUGACAAGCCCUGCUCUCAUACAAUUGGUUACAUGAGAGUAGGAGGGCGGCAUUGCACAAGUGUCCGUCAUGCAAUGAUAAAUAUGCAGAAAAUAUUCGCCCCACAAUUUGCGAUCAAGUUCACAACUUGGGUAUCCUGUCCGCUGGCAAAUUGAUAAAUCUUGCCUUUGUUAUAUGUGGUGGUCAUGUCCAUUUUCAUUGUCCCUUUUGGCCAAGCCUUAGGGCCCCACAAUUGCAUAGAAACUGUGUAUUGAAAAUGUGGUGUUGUUCUUUUAUGUCCCUGAGACCCCUUUUAUGUCAUAAGGUUUUUUUUGCACUUCUAUAAUGAAUGGAUAUAAAGAUUUACCUUUAUUGGGAUUAAAUGUUUAAAAUUGAAA